This is a messenger RNA of Adineta steineri, 1959 nucleotides long. NCBI's taxonomy places the organism in Eukaryota, Metazoa, Rotifera, Eurotatoria, Adinetida, Adinetidae. The record is from the annotation of a GenBank genome assembly.
AUGGAAACAAGAGUAUCACGUUUACAUUCAAAUUCAUCAUCAUUAUCACGUUCUCGUUCACCAAUAUCAAAUAAUGAAAGACGAAGUAUUUCAGCAUCACCAAGACGAAAAUCAUCAACACCAGUUAAAUCAUCAACAAAGAGAAAUCAUAGUGAUGAAGAACAAGAUCCGGAAGAUCGUGAACUUUUAGCAUUAGAUGAUUCUUCAAAAAAUAGAGUUGAUGAAACAUCAUCACCAAUAAUGUCAGAUACAGAUGAAAAUCAACAAAAAAAACGUUCACAUCAUCGACAUCAUCAUCGUCAUCAUAAACCAUCUAAAUCAACUAAACGUUCAGCAACACAUCAGCGACAAUCAGUUAAACGAAGUAAAAAAGAAACAGUGUCAACAUCUCAUCAUAAUAAAUCUGAUGGUGAAAAUUCUAUAAAUUCACCAGAAAAAAAUACAAGUGAAAGUGAACAAUCACCAUCUAAACAACAAGUAUCAUCUUCCGAUAAUGAAUCAAAUAAUGAAGAAGGAAUGAUUGAAGAAAAUAAUACACCGAGUGAACAUCGUAGUCAUCGUCGUCAUCACCGUCAUCAUAAAAAACAUCAUUCAUCAUCAUCAAUCAAUGAAAGAAAUAGUCAAAGUCCUCAAUCAUCAAUAAAUGCUAUUCCAAAAAAUAAUAAAGGUACACAAUUAAUCGUUAAUUAUUUACCAGCAUCAUUACGUGAAGCUGAUUUUUAUCAGUUAUUUGCUCGUGUUGGAUCCGUUAAAUUAUGUAAAUUAAUAACAAAUCGUCAUACAGGUCAUUCAUAUUGUUAUGGUUUUAUUGAAUAUCAUACGAAAGAAGAUGCUAUAAAAGCAAUUGAAAAAUAUAAUGGUUAUGGUAUUGAACAUAAAAAAUUAAAAGUAGCAUAUGCUGAACCAAAAUUAAAAAAUAAUAAUGAUGAAGAUGAUGAUGAGGAUGAUGAUGAAGUAGAUAAUAAUCAGAAAUAUAUGAAUACUUCCGUACAAAAAAAUCCAAAUAUAUAUAUAACUGAAUUACCAGAUGAUUUUGAUGAAAAAAUGUUAAAACGUCUUUUUUCAAAAUAUGGUGAAAUUGUACAAGCGAAAAUUUUACGUGAUCCACGCACAAGAAUAUCACGAGGUGUUGGAUUUGUUCUUAUGACAUCAACUCGUUAUGCUGAACGAGCUGUUAAAGCACUUGAUGGUUAUGUACCAUCAGGUUCACAUAAAGCAAUAUCUGUUAGAUAUGCUGAUCCAAAAAAAACCGUCACAACAUCAGCCCAAUCAGGAAAUAAUAAUAAUAAUAAUAAUAAUAAUAACUCAUUAUCUCGUUUAUCAAGUACAUCAUCUAUGGUAGGAACGAUGAGAUCAUAUGGAUAUCCACCUGGAUUAUCAUCAUUAACUAUGAUAGAUCCAUAUUAUGCCGCAGCUCUUCAUCAUCAUCAUCAACAACAACAUCGAGCAGUAAUGAACAUGAGAGAAUUAAGCCCAUCACCACCACCACCAGCAUCUUAUUAUGCUAGUGGAAAUACUCGAUCUUCACGAAUGCGUAGUUCAUCUCCUGGUUUACCACGUUCAUAUUCAUCUUCAUCAUCAUCAAAACAUAAUUCAAAUAUAUUAACAUCAACUAUGACAAAUUCUUCUUCUCUACGUUCAUCAAGUCAAAAUCCAACAUCACUUGCUGCUGCCUAUGAACUUAUAUCUAAAGGUUGUCAACAAGCUAUUGAUCCAAAUGGUUUUGUUUUAUAUGCAUUUGGUUUACCUCGUGAUUGUGAUGAAAAUGAAUUAGAAGAUUUAUUUCGACGUUAUGGUGAUGUUUAUCGUGUAUAUAUUGUAAAAAAUUAUACAACAGGUGAAUCAAAAGGUUAUUCAUUUGUUACAAUGCGUAAUUAUGAUGAAGCAUGUCAUGCAGUUGAUUGUCUACAUAAUUCAACAUUUCAAGGUCGAACAAUUCAAGUACGAUUUAAACAAUAG